This is a messenger RNA of Moneuplotes crassus, 1441 nucleotides long. The record is from the annotation of a GenBank genome assembly. Lineage: Eukaryota; Ciliophora; Spirotrichea; Euplotida; Euplotidae.
UUUUUUUGAAAUUCCAAAGGCCAAAAAUGCAGAGAAUGACUCUAAAAGUGUCUCCUGAACGGUUAAUCAAGCUAAAAAUUAAGCAAUGUGACAGUAGUGCAAAUCCUUACAGUAUCAGGCUUGUAAAGGAUUCCUUAAUGGUCAAACCUGUUGCAAUAGAGAGGAAGACUAAAAAGAGAAAUCUCCCGAUUAAGUCGAUCCUGGCUAGAAAAAAGCAUCUUUCUCCACAAGUCUCAACUGAGAGGACUGCAAUUUUUUAUGACAGACUGAUCUUGAAGGAGUCAAAUUCAGUCUCAGUGAAUAUACCAGCCCAAAAGAGGACUAUUUUCGGUCACAAAUCCUCAAGGUUAAUCCAGUUGACUGAGGAAAUUAUGAAUCUUAGUCUUGAUAGGGAACCAUUGAAUCCCAAAAUUCCACUAGAAGGGGAAAUACACCCCUCAGGCUACGACCCCAAAUCGGAUAGCUUGGACAAAGAGAUUUCUCCAAGUAAAAUAUCGCCUCAGAAGCAGUUGAGGGGUAAGAAGACGAUCCUGUUCAAAACAACAAUAAAGGACAGGAAAAUCAGCAAACAAUACACAAAUCUUAAGGACACUUCCUUGCCACAUAUCAAGGGAGGUAGCUCCAGGAACAACGUGGUUGAGGAGGAAAGGAUUGCUGAUGAUAACAGUAGUUGAAACAACUCCCAGACUUCUCUUAUAAAGAAACCUAUUUACAACGACAGUUCCAACAAAGAUCAGAAUGGUGAUUCACCAAGGAAGAACCAGUUCAAGCUGAGGUUAAAUAAAGUUCCAGAUGCAAAGAACAUGAAGAAGAACAAUAUUUUUAGAAGAAAUCUCCGAAAUAUAGACAUCUCUAAGAACAGGUCGAAGACUGAAGAGGUAGACAUACUCAUCCCUAAGGAUCCUCUGCACACAAUGAAUAACUCGGAAAUUUUAGAAUUUCAAGCUGCUAAAAUGCAGGGGUUGAGUAAAGAACGACCGAAAAGGCAAAAAAACAUGCAAAUACUUAAGGUUCCCUCAUUUAGAGGCUUUUCUGAUCAGCAUGAGCAUAUUUGGAAUUUGAAACAGAGAAAAAGGCGUUUAUUAAGGAAGAUAAAUCAUGCUAACCAAACUAAGAAUGCUAAGCCUGAUCAGAAAUUCCAACUAUCAAUGACCAAGCCGCUAGACUCUCCAACUUCACUAGUAAAGUCCUUCCAGAGGACUCCUACAUGCUUGAAGACCAAGACAAAUCUGCCUGAGAUUUCUCCAAUAAAGCCAGUGUGGAGUAACACUCCUCAAAAUCCAGGCUUGAAGAUGAAUUUCUCAAGCUUUGAAGCCAAAAAUGAGGGAAGGAAGUACCUAGUGUCUAAAUACCAGCAUGAUGUUACUAUCGAUAAGUUCAAGCAAAAGGAAAAGUACUUUGAACAUCAAAGAAGUCUUAUUCUUAAGAGGUAGUCAUUCAA